GGGCUCCUGGAGCUGCGGGCGCACGGCGGACCCGGAGUGAGUGACGCUGGUGGAUGGACGCCGCUCCCCGGUUCAUGCUGUUCACAGCACGGCCAUGACGGGCAUCCAGGACCCAGACCUGCGUGAGCAACACAGAGGACCAACGCAGGAGGAAGAGGAUGAGGAGGAGGAGGGGGAGAAGGUGCAUGUGUCAGUUGAGGGAGAUGAGAGGGAACAGAAGGGGGAGGAUGAAGAGGAGAAGGAAAAGGAAGAGCUGCCGUACCCCUCUCUAGCACCAGUGGUUCUUUUGGCUCUGACCCAAACUAGUCCACCCCGGUCCUGGUGCCUUCGAGCUGUCUGCCACCCGUGGUUUGAGCGUGUGAGCAUUUUGGCCAUCCUGCUGAACUGCGUGACUCUGGGGAUGUUCCAGCCUUGUGGCCACACCCCCUAUUUUCUGCAGGCUUUGGAUGAUGGCAUCUUUGUGUUUUUUGCGGGGGAAAUGGUCGUGAAGAUGGUGGCUCUCGGGGUCAUAGGUCAGAGCGGUUACCUAGGCGACACAUGGAACAGAUUGGACUUCUUCAUUGUUUUAGUGGGAAUGCUGGAGUACUCGCUGGAUGGACACAACGUCAGCUUAUCAGCUAUCCGGACUGUUCGGGUUCUCCGCCCGCUGCGAGCCAUCAAUAGAGUUCCCAGUAUGCGCAUCCUAGUGACCCUCCUGCUGGACACACUUCCAAUGCUGGGAAACGUGCUGGCGCUGUGCUUCUUUGUCUUCUUCAUCUUCGGGAUUGUUGGCGUACAGCUGUGGGCGGGGCUACUGAGGAACCGCUGUUUCAUGGGAGAGGAUGUCAAGAUGAAAUAUAACAUUUCCUUCCUGAAUGGUUACUAUCGGCCCGAUGGCACAGAUGACCACCCCUUCAUCUGCUCCACGGAAAGAGAAAACGGGAUGCUUCGGUGCUCCGAUGUGCCUCGCCGCCGAGUAGGCAGGAUUUCCUGCUUGCUGGAUGCUGGGGAUGCCCUGCCAGAGAUGGGCCUUAGAGUAGAUGAGCAAGGGUCCUGUGUGAACUGGUAUCAGUAUUACAAUGAGUGUCGGGCUGGGGAAUUAAACCCACACAAAGGAGCUAUUAACUUUGAUAACAUUGGAUAUGCAUGGAUUGCCAUUUUUCAGGUAAUUACUCUUGAAGGUUGGGUAGACAUCAUGUACUAUGUCAUGGAUGCACAUUCUUUCUACAAUUUCAUCUACUUCAUUUUCCUCAUUAUAGUGGGCUCCUUUUUCAUGAUCAACCUGUGCCUGGUCGUAAUUGCAACCCAGUUUUCUGAAACAAAACAGAGAGAACACGCCUUAAUGAAAUCGGAGCAGCGCGCCCGCCAGCUCCACCAGUCAGCCUCCACGCUGGCCAGCGAUAGCCAACCAGGGAGCUGCUACGAGGAAAUCAUCCGCUACCUGGCGCACCUGGGCCGAAAGGCAUGGCGACGGCUCUCCCGCUGCUAUGCUCAGACACGCAUACGCUUUCACUGCUCGUGUGUGUGCCACAGAGACCGAGGUGGCGGAUCUGCCAGAGGAGGUGGGGUUGGGGAGAUGAACGGUCUCGCCCACCGGCACUCAGGCCACGCCCCUAAUGACUUGUCACACCUUCAUCAGCUUUAUCAUCAUCAUCAUCACCAGCAUCAUCACCAAAACCAUCAGCCUCAACGUGACCCCGCUGUCAGUAAUGGAGGCACUGGCUUUAAUUAUCCCUUCAUAGCACCCCUCUUCAGUCACCUGGAUGCAAAGGACCAGGACCAGAAGAGGCUGGUUGCUACGGAUACCAGCAACAGACUGCCGCAGUUGGUGCUGGAGCACGGAGGCUGUGCUGGGCAUCCUGCUCUACUGUUGCCGGGUGAAGUCCCUGGAGAGUCCUCAGUAUGCCCGUACUGCAUCUACUACAACCAACUUAGUGACAGUGAAAAUAUUAACGAGCAGCCUGAAGACCACCGGCGCGGCCACGGCCACUCGUGUCAUAGUAACAGCCCGUGUCACUGUAGCAGCCCCUGCCUCAGUGAUGCACAGCUAUCUGAGCCAAAGAAGAGGCUGUGGGAGCGCGGCUGGGCGAGACUCAAAACUAAAUUGGAACUUAUUGUUGGCAGCAGAUACUUCAGCAGAGGAAUCAUGAUUGCCAUCCUUAUUAAUACUCUGUCGAUGGGUAUAGAGUACCACGAGCAGCCGCAGGAGCUGACAGAUAUUUUGGAGAUCAGUAACAUGGUAUUCACUAGUCUCUUCAGUCUCGAGAUGCUGCUAAAGCUCCUGGCUCUCGGGCUCUUCGGCUACAUCAAGAACCCUUACAACGGCUUUGACAGCGUCAUCGUCAUCAUCAGUGUGUGGGAGGUUGUGGUUGAGGCUGAGGGAGGGUUGUCGGUGCUGCGCACCUUUCGCCUGCUGAGGGUUUUGAAGCUGGUCCGGUUCCUUCCUGCGCUUAGGAGGCAGCUGGUGGUGCUGAUGAAGACCAUGGACAAUGUGGCCACAUUUUGCAUGUUGCUGAUGCUUUUUAUAUUCAUAUUCAGUAUCUUGGGGAUGCAUCUGUUCGGCUGUAAAUUUGGUUUGCGACAAGACAGUGGAGACACUUUACCUGACAGAAAAAACUUUGACUCUCUGCUCUGGGCGACUGUCACUGUCUUUCAGAUCCUCACCCAGGAGGACUGGAACGCGGUGCUCUAUAACGGGAUGGCCUCCACGUCGCCGUUGGCUGCCCUCUAUUUUGUCGCCCUCAUGACCUUUGGCAACUACGUCCUCUUCAACUUGCUCGUAGCCAUUUUGGUCGAGGGCUUUCAAGCUGAAGGAGAUGCUAACAGAUCUGAAGCAGAUGACGACAGACACUCGGUGUGUUACGAGGAUGAGGAGAAGUUGAGAGAGCUGUACGCUGCAGAGCUCAAGAUCCAGGCCAUGAUGCUGAGUCCCAAUGGUCUCCUGAACCCAAAAGCCUCCAUGCCUCCCCCUCCUCCUCCUCCUCCAUCCCUGCCAGUCAUCACACACACUGCAGCCACACCCACCAUAAACUCCAACCAGUCACGCCGGGCCAGUGGUGCUUCUGUGGAAAUCAACAGCCUGGAGCAAAGGUCGCCGUUGUCUUCACAGUCCCUGUGGGACAGCGGGCCGGAGAGCCGUCGCUCCAGCUGGACCAGCAUCGGCCGAGCCCCCAGCCUCCACAGGAAGAGCCAGUCCGGAGAAAUGGAGUCCCUGCUGUCUGACACGCACUCAAGCUCCAAAGCCAGCAGCAGGGAGCAGUCUCUGGACCAGUCGGAGUUCCUGCAAGUGCCAAUGCUUCUCUCCCCCGACUGUAACGGCACCACCUUUCACCUGCCAGACCACUGCUACGACGAUGCUCCCCUGACGUCGCAUUACCACAGCGAUCAAGAAGAAGAGGAGAUUGAGGAGAGUUUAUGUAAGAGGCUGAAGAAGUUACUGGAGCCAUAUGAGCCUCAGUGGUGCCUGGAGCAUGAAGAGUGGUCCCUCUAUCUAUUCGCCCCACACAACCAGUUCCGGGUGUGGUGUCAGAGGGUCAUAGGUCACAAGAUGUUUGAUCACGUCGUCCUCCUUUUCAUCUUUCUUAAUUGCAUCACUAUCGCCCUGGAGAGACCUGACAUACAGCCCAACAGCAUGGAACGGAUGUUUCUCAGUGUGUCCAAUUACAUCUUCACUGUGAUCUUCGUGGGCGAAAUGAUGAUCAAGGUGGUAGCUAUGGGUCUGUACUUUGGAGAGGGUGUGUACCUGCAGAGCAGCUGGAACAUUUUGGAUGGGUUGCUGGUGUUUGUGUCACUGGUGGACAUCCUGGUGUCCAUCGCAUCCGCGGGUGGGAAUCGGAUCUUAGGCAUCCUCCGGGUCCUUCGCCUUCUCCGCACACUUCGACCACUCAGGGUGAUAAGUCGGGCUCCAGGUCUAAAACUGGUGGUCGAAACUCUGAUCACAUCUCUCAGACCAAUUGGGAAUAUUGUCCUGAUCUGCUGUGCUUUUUUCAUUGUGUUCGGAAUUCUGGGAGUUCAGCUGUUUAAAGGGAAAUUCUUCUACUGUGAUGGGAUCAAUGUGAGCAACAUCACCAAUAAAACUGAGUGUCUGCAGGCUGGUUACCACUGGCUUCGACGUAAAUACAACUUUGACAAUCUGGGACAGGCGCUGAUGUCGCUCUUUGUGCUGUCGUGUAAGGACGGCUGGGUCAGCAUCAUGUACGACGGCCUGGAUGCUGUGGGUGUGGACCAGCAGCCAAUAAGAAACCACAGUCCUUGGAUGCUGCUGUUCUUCAUCUCAUUCCUGCUCAUUGUCAGCUUCUUUGUACUCAACAUGUUUGUGGGCGUGGUGGUGGAAAACUUUCACAAGUGUCGGCAGCAGCAGGAGGAGGAAGAGGCCCGGCUGAGGGAGGAGAAACGACAGAGGCGAUUGGAGAAGAGGAGGAGAAGGGCCCUUGAGAAGCCAUAUUACUCCGACUACUCCCCGUUACGUCGAACCAUCCACACCGUGUGCACCAGCCACUACCUGGAUCUCUUCAUAACCAUCAUCAUCUUCACAAACCUCCUCACCAUGAGCAUGGAGCACUACAACCAGCCUAAGUACCUCGAGGAGAUACUGAAGUAUUGCAAUUAUGUGUUCACGCUGGUCUUUGUCAUCGAGGCCAUUCUUAAACUCAUCGCUUUUGGCCUUCGGCGCUUUUUCAAAGAGAGAUGGAACCAGCUGGACCUCGCCAUUGUGCUGUUGUCCAUCAUGGGUAUCACGCUGGAGGAAAUAGACCUGAGUGCUUCCCUGCCCAUCAACCCCACAAUUAUCCGCAUCAUGAGGGUCCUCAGGAUAACACGAGUGCUGAAGCUGUUAAAGAUGGCGACGGGAAUGAGAGCUCUGUUGGACACAGUGAUGCAGGCGCUGCCUCAGGUGGGGAAUCUGGGUCUACUCUUCAUGUUGCUGUUCUUCAUCUAUGCAGCUCUGGGAGUUGAGCUCUUUGGAAAACUGGAGUGCUCAGAAGAGAACCCGUGUGAGGGUCUCAGUCGCCACGCUACCUUUGACAACUUUGGCAUGGCUUUCCUCACGCUCUUCAGGGUGUCCACUGGGGACAACUGGAAUGGGAUUAUGAAGGACACACUGCGUGAGUGUCGCCCGCAGGAUCGCCACUGCCUCACCUACCUGCCCUUGAUCUCUCCGGUUUACUUCGUCACCUUCGUGCUGACGGCUCAGUUUGUGCUGGUCAAUGUGGUCGUGGCCGUUCUGAUGAAGCACCUGGAGGAGAGCAACAAGGAGGCUCAGCUAGAGGAGAUGGAGGAGAGGAGGGAGAGGGAGGAGAGGGAGAGGGAGAGGGAGGAGGCCAGCCGACGCCUCAGUACCGCGUCUGUGGGCGGAGAUUUGGAGCUGGACACACCCGCCCAGGUGCAAGUUGAGGAUGAGGAGUGUUCCCAUGGCAACCUGGUGAGCAUGGGACGCAUGCUCUCCCUCCCCAGCGACAGCCACGCUCAGCCACUCAGAUGCUCUCCUUAUCCACUCAUUGGCCACGAGGCGUUCUCCAGCUACAGCUACUCAGGCUCCAUGUCAUCUCUGGGCUCCAGUGGAGGCGGCUCCCUGCUGCAGGUUCCAGGAGCUCUGCCAGCCAUCAGCCACGCUUCGCUGGGGUCUGGACGCAGCUCAAGGCCAAUGAUCUGCCUCAGCACAUCUCACAGCAUCGACAGGCACUCCUCACACAGACUCAGCUCAGCUAACAGCAUAGAAGGAUACAGGUUUAGUCCAACUCACAGAGCCAAGAGACAUAGACUGAACUCGGCUCACAGUAUAGAUGGAUAUAGAUUCAGCCCAGCCCAUCGAAUCAAUAGACACAGACUCAGCUCUGCCCACAGUAUGGACGGAUACAGGCUGAAUCCGGAUCACAGCACAGAGAGGCCAAAGCUCAUGUCCAGCCACAGCAUAGACAGGCAUCCGUCACUCAGACUGAGCCCCACAAACAGCGGCGGCAGACGUCCUUCUCUCUGGCUCAGCCCUGAAGACAGUUUAGACAGAAACAAGUUGAGCCCCUCCUACGUCCCUGACAGUUCAGCCACGAAGAGACCCGCAUCCUUCCGCACUGCAAGCAGACAGUUAAGGAGACAGGAGGCUGUGCGCCUCGACUCUCUGGAUCAGAGCUCAGCCGACGAUCUGGCGGAGUCCCACCUCACUGUGCCCGUGGCCUCUUCCACCCCACCACGGCAGCGAUCGUCCAGUGUUCACACAGUGAAAUAUACACACUCACAGAGGGUCAUCUCAUGCAGGAGCCACAGCCGGAGCCACAGCGACACCACUGCACAAGAACACGUACCUGAGCAGGCGGUCUGUGGCUCUCAGCCAGAAGCAGAUUUUGAGAAGACGCCUGCCAGCCAGCAGAGCUUGAAGGUCCCCAGCGGUGAAUCCACCCUAUCUGUUCCGCUCUGCAGCUCUAGAGCAGCCAGCCCCAGCCCCGUCUCUGGCUCAGGCCCUGCCCCACAGCCGGAUGACGCUGACGUAGAGGUCAGCUGUGUUAACAAUUCUGUUCACUCUCACACACAACCUCCUGGCUCCUCGCACAAAAGUAGACACCUUACCCCGAGCCCUGGGGAGCACAGGAGCCGCCUCAGCCAUUCAGUGUCGCCGAUUUCAGGCAGGAACAGGAAGCAGCGAAUGAGCCCGCCGCCUGGGGAGGACCCAGUUCCAGUGACAACCCAACUAACUGACAGCAGCAUUGAGCUGAGGAGGCGGACUCUGUCAUUUGACGCCACAAGCCCCUCUCCUAAUCAGCCAGAGGGAAGUUCUGCAGAAGACUAAACAAACCCAGUAAUGGGGUUGGUUAUUCUUUAAAGUGGAGGACCCGAAUGUGCUGCUUUAGCACACGAGCAGGACGGGAGCCGUGGGCCUAAACAGGAUUAUACUCGUCUCCUGUCCCACCCCUCAUCUCGUGUGCUCAUAAGGUUUUCAUAGGUUGUGUGAGCAGGACUCAUUCAAACUGUGCGUGUACUGAGUGUGUAUGUGUUCAAAGACUUGGACCCCUUUGUGCUAUUUGCACACGAGAUGCACACAAGAAGAAGUUUCCUUUUCUUCGCUCAUAGUUCUAGCUUUAGUUCAGUCAUAGAGUCACUUUGCAGCUAUAUUACUCAAACACUAACCUUCCCCUUGCUUGCUCUGCUUUUCCGUGGACCUCAAACCUAGGUCAAAACUACUUUGAAGGUGCAUUAAAGAUUAAGUUAAGAGACCGGACAGCUGGGGCUGCAACUACCGAUUAGUCUACACAACAUCAAGGUGACAUUUAAUCACUUUUUUUUUUUUUUGUUUGACAGAAUGACCAAAUCCCAGCAAGUUGAUUCUGUUCAUCUGGAUGCAGCAUUUCCAGUGACAGAUUCUUCAGCCAUCCAAGUGACUGAAGACUGGUGAAGUUCUGCAUUUUUGAAUGUCAAGUGACCAAUGAAAAAGUCACUUGGAUGAGUGAUGAAACGUUCCUCCCACCAAACACGCAGUGUCCAGAUGAACAGAAUCAAAUUUCUUGGAUUUCCUUCCCAAAUGGAUCUUCAGUUUAGUAUGAUUUUGGAGAAAGGGGGCCAAACUCAUUCAGGUUCUUGGGCUUCAUACGGCCAGUUUGAUCACACACACCAACAACACCUCAAAAUGCUCCCCCUUUCUUGUUUAUUAAACCACCUAUUUACAGAACAGGUGACGAAUAAUCCUUAGAAAAAUAAGUGUGAAUUCAACAGUAUGUUGAACUCCUUGACUUAGCCACCUUAUGUAGGUAUGGUACAGUGAGUAAGAAAGCAGUAAAACUAACAACUCAGACCUCUGGCUCGGGUGAGUUCAGUAAAGCCCCUUGCAGCAUCUUUACUUGAAAAUUCAUCCAUCAGUUAUUAAUAUCAAGAGCUGCCGACCGUUUUCUUUGGACUAACCCUUUGAUCAACAAGCUGUUUCGGCUCUCGUUCAGUCAAUAAGGUUUGAUGCUUUUUCUAAUUUGUAGACCGGAACUUUAAUAGAAUCGCCAACUUUGUUCUCUGCGAUGCACAAAAUACAGUUUAUGUUUACAAAAGUGGUUUUAAGUGGUAGAAUUACAAAAACUAAUUUUUAAAAGAAAAACAUUCUUAAUUUGUAACUGAACACCUACAGUAUCUAGAUGGUGCAGGCACAAUGCCAUUUUAUAAGAGACUUAUACCUCCAAAACAGUAAUAAUUAAACCUGUACAGCAGCUUGUUGAAUAUAUCAUAAUAAGAAUUUUAUAUUAAAGGGACUUUUUGAUUUUGAAUACGAUUCAUCUCCUGUUUUUUUCAUACAUCAUGACCUACAGUAAACUUCUGGGCGUUGCCUGGUUGCUCACAGGCUGAGAAAACCUUGAUAUCUUGUUGAUUUUUCGCCUGUAUGCGCCCAUCCCUGACAGUCUGAAAAAUCAAUCUGCUCUUUGAACCUUUAAGUUAAAAUCAUGUAGUGUGACCUAGGCCUUAGUAGUUUCUACCUCGCUUUUUCCCGAUCCCACCCACUCAAAACGUUCAGUCUGCUCAGUUUUCUCACUCCCCUCCACGUCCCCUCUCUCUCUGUCUUAGUAUUCUCAGGGUAGAGGUAGUUCAGACACAGCUGAGUGUGACGCCUGUGAUCGGAGCUCUGCGGAGUUGGAGUGCCCUCUGCUGGCCCCUGUCUCCUUAUAUACUGAGUUAUACUGUACAGGUGCAUAGUUAUGAUUCAGACAGACACUGAUGUAAAGAAGGGCUUAUUCAGGCGAUAAUACGUAAAACUUUGUAGAAAAGGUUGAGAGUCUAUUUUAUUAACACAGUAAGGAUGAUAUGAGAACUACAAAGGUGAAUUUCUACACUUUUGAAUGUCAAUUUAUCUGCUGGUGACGAUGAUGAGGAUGGAUGAUGGGGGGUGUCAGUGUUACUGGAUGGAUGUCAGUUAUAAUGAUGACUCUGGAUGAUGCAAAUGUUCCUAAAGUCGUAUAAUGUUCCUGCAUAUUUAUGGAAGCAGGGAAAGAUACAAAGAGAGGAGAUGA
This is a messenger RNA of Archocentrus centrarchus (flier cichlid), 8951 nucleotides long. RefSeq names its product voltage-dependent T-type calcium channel subunit alpha-1H-like. Gene Ontology annotation, biological process: calcium ion import across plasma membrane. Lineage: Eukaryota; Metazoa; Chordata; Actinopteri; Cichliformes; Cichlidae. The coding region runs from base 95 to 6757 and encodes 2220 amino acids. The transcript is spliced from 35 exons. The record is from RefSeq and is a predicted model, not a curated record. Gene Ontology annotation, molecular function: high voltage-gated calcium channel activity. Gene Ontology annotation, cellular component: membrane; voltage-gated calcium channel complex.